AUGUCUUUACCUGAAUCGAAAGACUUUUCCUAUCUGUUUUCGGAUGAAACCAAUGCUCGUAAGCCAUCACCAUUGAAGACCUGUAUCCACCUUUUCAAUGACCCUAAUAUCAUCUUUUUGGGCGGUGGUCUGCCAUUGAAGGAUUAUUUCCCAUGGGAUAAUUUAACUGUGGAUUCACCCAAGCCUCCUUUUCCUCAGGGUAUAGGUGCUCCAAUUGAUGAGCAAAAUUCCAUAAAAUACACCGUCAAUAAGGAUUACGCUGAUGCAAGUGCUAACCUCUCCCACGAUAUUCCAUUGGCAAGAGCUUUGCAAUACGGGUUCAGUGCCGGUCAACCUGAAUUGUUGAACUUCCUAAGAGAACAUACUAAGAUUAUUCAUGACUUAAAGUAUAAAGAUUGGGACGUCCUAGCCACUGCAGGUAAUACUAAUGGUUGGGAAUCUACUUUGAGAGUCUUUUGCAACAGAGGCGACGUUAUCUUAGCCGAAGCACAUUCCUUUUCGUCUUCUUUAGCUUCUGCUGAAGCUCAAGGUGUCAUUACCUUCCCUAUUCCAAUUGACGCUGGUGGUAUUAUUCCGGAGAAAUUGGCCAAAAUCAUGGACAACUGGACAGCUGGUGCUCCAAAACCAAAAUUAUUAUACACUAUUCCAACAGGCCAAAACCCAACUGGUACGUCUAUAGCAGACCAUAGAAAGGAAGCCAUCUAUAAGAUUGCUCAAAAGCACGACUUUAUAAUUGUGGAAGAUGAACCUUACUAUUUCCUACAAAUGAAUCCUUACAUCAAAGACUUGAAAGAAAGAGAGAAGGCGCAAAGUUCUCCAAAGCAGGAUCAUGAUGAAUUCUUGAAAUCCCUGGCCAAUACUUUCCUUUCCUUAGAUACAGAUGGUCGUGUCAUUAGAAUGGAUUCUUUCUCAAAAGUUUUGGCUCCAGGAACAAGAUUAGGCUGGAUUACAGGUUCUUCCAAGAUCUUGAAACCUUACUUGAGUCUGCAUGAAAUGACUAUUCAAGCUCCAGCAGGUUUUACGCAGGUUUUGGUCAACGCUACACUAUCCCGAUGGGGCCAAAAGGGUUACUUAGAUUGGCUACUUGGUCUACGUCAUGAAUACACUUUGAAGCGUGAUCGUGCCAUCGAUGCCCUUUACAAAUACCUGCCACAAUGUGACACUUUUGUCAUUAACCCACCAAUUGCGGGUAUGUUCUUCACCGUGAACAUCGAUGCCUCUGCUCAUCCUGAAUUCAAGACAAAAUACAAUUCAGAUCCUUAUCAGUUAGAGCAGGCCAUUUAUCACAAAGUGGUCGAUCGUGGUGUUUUAGUGGUGCCUGGUUCUUGGUUUAAGAGCGAGGGUGAAACAGACCCCCCUCAACCUACUGAAUCCAAGGAGAUCAGUAACCCAAAUAUAAUUUUUUUCAGAGGUACUUACGCUGCUGUCUCUCCAGAAAAAUUGGUAGAAGGUCUAAAAAGAUUGGGUGAUACUUUACACGAAGAGUUUGGAAUUGCCCAUUGA
Saccharomyces kudriavzevii IFO 1802 is the source of this 1503-nucleotide messenger RNA. RefSeq names its product bifunctional 2-aminoadipate transaminase/aromatic-amino-acid:2-oxoglutarate transaminase (gene ARO8). The transcript has a single exon. Gene Ontology annotation, molecular function: pyridoxal phosphate binding; aromatic-amino-acid:2-oxoglutarate transaminase activity; L-2-aminoadipate:2-oxoglutarate transaminase activity. The record is from RefSeq and is a predicted model, not a curated record. Gene Ontology annotation, biological process: aromatic amino acid catabolic process; L-tyrosine biosynthetic process. NCBI's taxonomy places the organism in Eukaryota, Fungi, Ascomycota, Saccharomycetes, Saccharomycetales, Saccharomycetaceae. The coding region runs from base 1 to 1503 and encodes 500 amino acids.